AUGCUUUUCUCUUUGCCCCCAGUUUUCCCCAUUGACGUACUGAAUAAUGUGGCCUCUAAGGCUGUCUUGGUGUCCCGCGAGAACAUUUCAAAUGAAGAACAAGUCUCCCAACUUCUUUUUUCAUUCAACCUAAGCCUUCUCUCUAACCUAAACUUCUCUGCGAUUUACCGUGCCGAGUUAGUCACCCUGGUUAUCGUACCCAAGGCGAUGGAGGCGAAGGCAAUCGAUGAUGGCCAGAUUCACCCUCACGCCUACACGGAGAAAGCGGUUUUCAACUACCCAUCCGAGCUAGAACCUGUCUCUCAGGUUAAUGACAUACUUAACAAUUUUAGUAACCCAACUCUCGACUGCAACAUCUAUUAA
Molecule: messenger RNA, 363 nt
Organism: Protopolystoma xenopodis
Lineage: Eukaryota; Metazoa; Platyhelminthes; Monogenea; Polystomatidea; Polystomatidae
Source: the annotation of a GenBank genome assembly